Elephantulus edwardii (Cape elephant shrew) is the source of this 1776-nucleotide messenger RNA. RefSeq names its product zinc finger protein 582 (gene ZNF582). Gene Ontology annotation, biological process: regulation of transcription by RNA polymerase II. The record is from RefSeq and is a predicted model, not a curated record. Gene Ontology annotation, molecular function: RNA polymerase II cis-regulatory region sequence-specific DNA binding; DNA-binding transcription factor activity. Lineage: Eukaryota; Metazoa; Chordata; Mammalia; Macroscelidea; Macroscelididae.
AUGAAGAUUGACAGCCUUGGAGCCCAGCAGGCACUUCUGCGCUGCCUGGAGUUCUUGAGGGAUGCCUGUCUGCAGCAGGCCCGCGUGCUGCUCGUGCGUCUGGAGGUCCCUGGCCCUCUGCAGGAGAUGAGUGUGGAGUGUGUCUGCCGUCGUCUGUCCCGUUCCUGCCGGGGUCUGUGCUCUCGGGACUUCGCCCUUCCCCAGGAGCGGGACCAGGAGGAAGACGGCAGCUUGGAGAUCCGGAAAGUCAUGGCCCUCGGCUCAGUGCUUUUCAGGGACGUGGCCGUGGUCUUCUCCCAGGACGAGUGGGAGCAGCUGCUGCCGGCGCAGAGGGCUCUGUACCGAGACGUGACGCUAGAGACCUACCGCAGCCUGGCCUCGCUGGGACUCACCAUCUCCAAACCUGAUGUGAUCUCCUUGCUGGAACAAGGAAAGGCGCCCUGGACGGCAGAGAGAGCGUCGUGGGCAGGAGGCCUGGGCCUGGUUUUUCAAUGAAGAAAAGAAAAGAAAAAGUUAGCUCCAGAGCACUGUGUUUACGACGUAGACUCGCCCUGCGGGGAGGACUCAGCAAACCUUACACACUUGGGACUCGAGUGUUUCCAAGACUGCUGGGCGCACCGCGGCCACGGGAACAGAGAACCGAGAAGUGCCGCCGGGCGGUUCCGUCCAGCGCUGCUCCAUCCUGAAGGCGUGGCGCCUGUUGACCAGCACACAUCCUUUAGGCUUUGUGAGAAAAUCUACACCGCAGAAAAACCCUGCAGCCGUAAGGAAUGUGGGAACGGAUUCUGGCAAAAGGGGCUCCUCAUGGGGCCUCCAGGAGUCCAUAGUAACGAGAAGCCCUAUAAAUGUGGGCAGUGCGGGAAGGCCUUUAAAUAUGGCUCGAGACUGGUUCAGCACGAGAACAUUCAUUCCGGCAAAAAGCCCUACGAGUGUCAGGAAUGCGGGAAGGCCUUCAACUCGGCUUCCAACUUCAUUCAGCACCAGAGGGUCCACACGGGGGAGAAGCCGUACGCGUGCUCGGCCUGCGCGAAGGCCUUCGGCCGCAGCUCACAGCUCAUCGAACACCAGCGGAUCCACACGGGCGAGAAGCCGUAUCAGUGCAGGGAGUGUGGCAAGGCCUUCAACCGCAUCUCGCACCUCACGGUGCAUCGGAGGACGCACACCGGGGAGAAGCCCUACGCGUGCCCGGAGUGCGGGGCGAGCUUCAGCCACCGGUCGCAGCUGAUGCAGCACCAGACGGUCCACACCGGCAGGAAACUCUACCCGUGUCGGGAGUGCGGCAAGGCCUUUAAUCAGGGCUCCACACUGAGCCGGCACCAGAGGACCCACAGCGGCGAGAAGCCCUACGGCUGUGAGCAGUGCGGCAAGACCUUCAGGGUGAGCUCCCAGCUCCGGCAGCAUCAGAGGACGCACAGCGCCGAGAAACCCUACCUGUGUAAGGUGUGCGGCCGGGCCUUCAGACGGGGCUCGCACCUGACGGCGCAUCUCAGGGUCCACGCGGGCGGCGGGAAGGCCGUCGGGCCCCCCUCACGGCUGGGUCCCACCCAGGAGGAGCCCUGUGGGCACCGGGCACGUCGGAGGACCUCAGGACACGACUCAGCGGCCGCCGGGCGUCAGAGACUGCGAGGCAGAGAAGCACGCGUGGAUUUCCUAAAGGCGGACAAGCCUGCCCUCGGCACCUACCCCUUGUUCAUCAUCAGAGAACUCAUGUUAGCCAGCAACCACGUGGGCGGGAGCCCCACGGAGCGCCCGCUCGCCCCAGCUCCCCGCAGCUGA